Molecule: messenger RNA, 1262 nt
Organism: Closterium sp. NIES-67
Lineage: Eukaryota; Viridiplantae; Streptophyta; Zygnematophyceae; Desmidiales; Closteriaceae
Source: the annotation of a GenBank genome assembly
CUACUGAUCGCACUCUUGCUGCCCGUGUCGUCUGCGUCGUAAACAGCACACCAGCGGCACGCCACCACCUCACCCCGACGCACAUCGCCUCCCCAUCUACCCGCGCGACUCUCCGCCUCGCCGUCGCCAUGCUCGCGGGGCUCACAGCGCGCCGCUCCUCUAAUGGGGUCGCCGCCGCCCGUUCCGCCGUCGCCCGCUGGACUGCCGCCGCAGUGAGGCUGCUCCCCCCCGCGCACCCAUCGCCCACCGCACCCAUCCACCCCUCUCCCGCGCCCACCUCCCACGCCACGCGCAUCUCCACCACCCCCUUCCCCACCACCUCUGCCUCCUCCCCUUCUGCUCCCUCCUCCCUCUUCGCCCGAACCUUCCCCUCCACAAUCUCCCCCUCGUCUCCCCCAGCCUCCACCCCCGCGCCCCUCCUCCCCCUCACGCCCUCUCGCGCCUUUAUCCAACUGCGCACCAACCUGCAGGUGGCCGACAACUCGGGCGCGCGCCGCGUGCAGUGCAUCAAGGUGCUGCGCGGCCGCGGCCCCAACGCCGCGGGUCUGGGCGACCUCAUCAUCGCGUCUGUCAAGGACGCGGAGCCCAGAGGCAAGGUGCGCAAGGGCGAGGUGGUCACGUGCGUGGUGGUGCGCGCCGCCACACACCACAAGCGCGCGGACGGCACGGAGGUGCGGUUUGACGGGCCGGCAGCGGUGGUGAUCAGCAAGGCGGGCGAGCCGGUGGGCACGCGCGUGUUUGGGCCCGUGCCGCACGAGCUGCGGGGUCGGAAGAUGCUGAAGCUGCUCACGCUGGCGCAACACGUGAUCUGAGUGCGGGGCGAGGGGUGUGAGGAUGGCACAAUGUGAUGUGGGCGUGGCGCAUGUGUUAGGGGGCCACGAUGCCCUCAUGACUGACAUCUCUAACAACGUGGCCCAACAGGUGCAUGGCAGCACGGGGGUGACCAGUCACAGCAUAGAAGGUGACCAGUCACAGCAUAGAAGGUGACCAGUGACCACGGCGAGUCUGUGGAUGUGCGGGGUGUGCAAGCAGCAAGUGUGGAGUUGACAGUGUGCAAGCAGCAAUUGUGGAGUUGACAGUGUGCAAGCAGCAAGUGUGGAGUUGACAGUGCUCGCUUCAGACCCGAGGUCUGUUGAGGUGUGCUAGUACUAGAUGUAGCUCCCCAUCCUCCAGUAUCAAGAUCAACUGAAUUUGCCUUUCCUAAGUCAGUUUGAUGACAUUAUGUACACCUCGGUACACUACAAUGCACCAACGCACCCUAU